Messenger RNA from Pelmatolapia mariae (spotted tilapia), 6356 nucleotides. RefSeq names its product nuclear receptor subfamily 3, group C, member 1 (glucocorticoid receptor) (gene nr3c1). Gene Ontology annotation, biological process: nuclear receptor-mediated glucocorticoid signaling pathway; regulation of transcription by RNA polymerase II. Gene Ontology annotation, molecular function: nuclear glucocorticoid receptor activity; nuclear receptor activity; zinc ion binding. Bases 306 to 2645 code for a protein of 779 amino acids. The transcript is spliced from 9 exons. NCBI's taxonomy places the organism in Eukaryota, Metazoa, Chordata, Actinopteri, Cichliformes, Cichlidae. The record is from RefSeq and is a predicted model, not a curated record. Gene Ontology annotation, cellular component: nucleus; chromatin.
UGGAGCCGCCUCUUUCAGUUCUCCAUUUUGUAUGUUUUUCUUAGAGGUUAGCGCCUACUUUCCUAAGGGGUAGCUGGCAAUCAGUGUAGUUACCAAUCUCACCUUUUGCAUGCAAAUCUACAGCUAGAUUGAUUUGGACGGCGGAAAAAACGCCGCGGCUGGGUGUGUUGUAUCAUUUGAUGUCGGAAUGUAGAGACGAUACGCCGCGACAGGAGUAACGUUAGCAGACUCUAUCAGGGUGUAUCUACCAAAACAAUGUUGACAGGCGACCUGUGGACACAUAUCUGCAACCACUCAUUUCAAGGAUGGAUAAAGGUGGAGUGAAGAAGAUAGGAUACAGAAGAGAUGACCAUUUAAGCAAACUGGUCUACACUGAAAGCCCCGAGGAGGGAGGUCUGUUGAGAGUAGCUCCUCACAGUGCCAUGUCUGUCACCUCUCCCCCCUCUGUCGUUCUUCCAUCCAGCCCUUUGAUGCAGCCAGGACAGGUGCCCAACGGCCUCAACAACAGCCCCCUUCCUGAGGAGCUCACCUCUGCCUCUGUCACUGCCACCAUAGGCUCCUUGAUCGACAGUCCACAGCCCCGGGGAUUGACCAAAGAUCAGAGACCCCAGCACCAGCAGUUACUUCAGACGCAGACGACUUUUGGUCAUCAAACCUUAUCAGAAAAUUUGUCCCAGUUGGAUGCCAGUAUGGCAGACAUCACCCAGUCCUCCAUGGAUUCGCUAAUUGGGGGAUCAGAUCCCAACUUCUUCCCUUUGAAAACUGAGGAUUUUUCCUUGGAUAAAGGAGAGCAGGACUCAGCUGACCUUGAUAAUGCCUUUGAGCCCAUUGGGAAAGAUAUGGACGUGAACCAAAAGUUGUUCAGUGACAACACUCUGGAUCUGCUGCAGGACUUUGACCUCACUGGGUCCCCUUCAGAUUUUUAUGUAGGGGAUGAUGCUUUUUUGUCUUCUCUUGCAGAUGAUUCUUUGCUUGGAGUGACAUCCGAGAGGGACAUAAAACCUGCUGUAGUUGACAGCAGUAACACGACUGGGGCAGUGCCUGUUGCCCUUAAUGGCAGCAGUGUGACCAGUCCAGAUCUAUCCAGCCCUACCAUAUCCACAACUACUUCACUAUCCCCUACAACCACUUUGUCUGCAAUGGUGAAAAAAGAAAAAGAUGCAAACUUCAUCCAGCUCUGCACCCCAGGUGUGGUUAAACAGGAGAAGACCCCUGGAGGACAGAGUUAUUGCCAAAUUAGCGGCACGGCUUCUGGAGACAUGGCUGGGACUAACGCCAUCUCAGUCUGUGGGGUCAGCACUUCAGGAGGACAGACCUACCACUUUGGUGUGAACACACUGAGCAGUGAUACUCCGCUGCAGAAUGAGCAGAAGCCAGUUUCCAGCCUGUUUCUCCCAGUAACGACCAUCGGUGGGGUCUGGAACCGAGGCCAGGGUAUUAUUAACAACUCAUUAGUCCAGAGGGCUGGUGAUGGGUUCUCAGGUUCCCCCUCCUACCCCACCAGCUUUACCAGGCAGGAAGGGAGCACCGCUACAUCCUCCACACAAGGAAAGAGCGGGACUCAUAAAAUCUGCCUGGUGUGCUCUGAUGAGGCUUCGGGCUGCCACUAUGGCGUUCUCACCUGCGGCAGCUGCAAAGUCUUCUUCAAGAGAGCAGUAGAAGGGCAACAUAAUUACCUGUGCGCAGGGAGGAAUGACUGCAUAAUAGACAAAAUCAGGAGGAAGAACUGCCCAGCCUGCCGAUUCCGAAAGUGUCUGAUGGCAGGCAUGAAUCUUGAAGCUCGCAAAUUAAAGAAGAAUCGGUUAAAGGGCGUCCAGCAGAGCAACCCACCAGAGGUUACACCUUCUCCGCCAGUUGAGACCCGCUCGCUCGUACCCAAGUGCAUGCCUCAGCUCGUUCCAACAAUGUUAUCCCUGCUGAAGGCGAUAGAGCCAGACACCAUCUACGCUGGCUACGACAGCACCCUGCCCGACAACUCCACCCGCCUCAUGACUACCCUCAACAGGCUUGGAGGCCGACAGGUCAUCUCUGCCGUCAAGUGGGCCAAGGCUCUGCCAGGUUUCAGGAACCUGCACCUGGAUGACCAGAUGACUCUGCUGCAGUACUCCUGGCUAUUCCUCAUGACUUUUAGUUUGGGCUGGAGGUCUUACCAGCAGUGCAACGGCAACAUGCUCUGCUUUGCGCCAGACCUCGUCAUCAAUGAGGAGAGGAUGAAGCUGCCCUACAUGACCGACCAGUUUGAGCAGAUGCUGAAGAUUUGCAGCGAGUUUGUCCGGCUGCAGGUUUCCCACGAUGAGUACCUGUGCAUGAAGGUCCUGCUGCUGCUCAGCACAGUGCCAAAGGACGGCCUGAAGAGCCAAGCAGUGUUUGACGAGAUUCGCAUGUCGUAUAUCAAGGAGCUAGGAAAAGCCAUUGUGAAGCGUGAGGAGAACUCCAGCCAGAACUGGCAGCGAUUCUAUCAGCUCACCAAGUUGCUGGAUUCCAUGCAUGAGAUGGUCGGCGGUCUGCUGAGUUUCUGCUUCUACACCUUUGUGAAUAAAUCCCUGAGCGUGGAGUUCCCAGAGAUGCUGGCAGAGAUCAUCAGCAACCAGCUACCAAAAUUCAAGGCUGGGAGCGUCAAACCUCUGCUCUUCCACCAGAGAUGACUCACCCCCGUAACAGACACAAUGCCUUAAAAAAAAAAAGAAAAAAAAAAAAGAAAGAAAAAAAGUCCCACCGCAUAAUCUCACCUCACCACCCUUCCCAACCGGACUCACCCACCCUUACCCCAACCCCAGAAGACUUGAGGAUCCCAGGCGCGGAUGAUGUAUUUUGGGAGCACGUAUGCAACUCUUGUGUAGUGGCUCACGGGUCUGAUGGGAGAGGGCGGAGAUGUUUGUGUAGAAACGGCAAGCACAAGAGGUUUGGUUUUGUUGAACAGUGUAGGAUGUAGUGUGUAACAAUGAUUAGGAAUUGUUUGUAAGAUAAAAGAUAAUCACAGAAGAACUAGUCUAACAUCAACGUCAUCUCAGGUUUCUUACCUUCAAAUUCAGAACGUUAUCUAAAAUAGAUUGAACAAAUAUCUAUGUACAGGUUCUGAUAGUAUUUUCUACAUUUUCAAAUUAUGACAGUUUAUACAAUUACCCAGGUUGAUGUUACCCAAGAGGGUAGCGAAGCUUAACAUGCUCGUCAGUAGGCUUUUAGACUGUAUGUUCCACUUUUAGUUUUUAUAGGAGGUUGUAACAAAAUGUUUUAUCAGUCACACGGGGGGGGGGGAGUGUGUUUUCUAGUCAUUUAAAAAGCGUAUUUCGUGGCUUUUCUUUGUUUUUUUUUUGUUUUGUUAAUUAACUUUGGAAAAUACGAAACAAAUCUAUGGGACUGUUAAGAGACAUCCAUCGUUCUAAGGAUUAUUUCUUUCACAAGCUGACCUCUUCCAGGUUUACACACGUCUUUUAUUAUAAAAGGGAAAAAAAACGUGCCUUUUUUGCUUCAAUGAUCACUUAGCCAUUUUUCUUCCGACCGUACUCCUCUUUAUCCCGUCAUGGUCUACCUUCAUCGUAUGUUGAUUGUACUUUUUAUACUUCUUUCGAGUUUUCCUAUUUGAUUUUCCAGUGGCUGUAUUUUAUCUUUAGAAGUGGCAGCUCAGUCCAUCGCUCACGUGUAGAAAUGAUCCUUAUUGUUAAACGACGCUCAGAGCCUGCUUCCUCCUGCACACACACACACAGACACACACAUACACGGGAGUCUUUAGGUGCGAUUUGAGCACUUUGUACUCUGCUUAAGGCUUUAAAAGGCUGUGAAGAAAGACUGUUUAAAUUGUCUUUCCUGUUUGACGUAGAUGGAAAGUAGAGCUGCUUUUUUUAGGAAGUAGCCCAUUUUGUGCUUCGUUUUAGUCCGCGCUCCUUCACCGGUAGUCCAACAGUUGGAUGGAUAUCUGCGUCUACCAAUCACAAGAGAGAGGGCUUAUUCUUAUUGUGUUUGCAAGUUUAUGUCAUUUUUGAUUAAUCAGGAAAUUUCUGUGGUUUUUAACGUGGCUCAAAGUGGAAGGAGAAACACCCGUCUUUCACUUUUUAAGCUCUUUUUACAAAGUGUGUUUGGUAAAGAUGAUGAUGUGAUACAUACAGUAUAUCUCUGUACUCAAUAAGCUUCUGCUUUGGAUUUUUUUUUUUUUAAAUUUUAAUUAAAAGCUCGUGUAUUAUUGUAUUCAUUAAAGGAAUAGCUGGACAUUUUGUGGGAAUGCAGCUAUCCCGCUGCCAUAUCUGUACGGUGAAUGUGAAGCUGGAGUUUAAAGCUGGUUUGGUAUUUCUGGCUUUUUUAUUAGUUUUUUGUAUAAACUAAACAAACACAAGCUAACUGGUAUUAAUGAGGUGUUAAAGGUCCUGGCAGUCUUAUUUUUUUUAAAUGAAACCAUGCCAGAUGUUCUCCUCUCUACACUCUUUCUGUGCCGGCAGCUUCAUAUUCAUUGUAGGGAUAUGAGACAUUUUACAGAAUACUGGUCAAAAUGUCAGAGUAUUCCUUUGAGAACGAACAGUCUGUAUGAUAGACGGCUUGUGUAUCGAGCACUUCGGCUCAGGCAUCGUCCCCUCCCUAGACAACGUGUCCAGCAUCUGCUUGUGUUUUUCGUAUGUUUGCAUGUUUGUUUGUUUGCCAUUGUGGUCGAGUCCCGGCAUUUAAAAAAAUAAUAACAGCACGUAUCACCGGUCACCUCAUAGAGUCCUGUCACAGUCCGAGUGUAGCGUUACUGCUUUGGGGAGGCAGGCAAAAUGGAUCCUUUUUAUUCUCUGGGAACUGUUUCAGUGCCAAACUCCUGUUUUGUCUGUUUUCAGUGAUGCUGAAAGUCGGUCAGUAUUGUAUGAGAAGUGGAAACGAGCCCAAACUUUGAAGCUUAUAAAUUUGUCUUAAAUAGAGGGGAAAAAGUCCUGAGUUAUCUGCACUUCAGGAAACUGGAUUGUUGUAAGAGAUAACUGAGUUUUAUAUGUAACACAGAUGUAUAAACACACGUGUGUGUUUGUGGGGUCUAAGUGGGAAUUUUCACCAGUCAGCCGGCCGUGUUUCCUAACCCCUUUUUUAUGUUUUACAUGAAUGUGACCCUUGAAAGAGGAAUUCAUUUAUUUCACUUGUGUAUUUAAAUAUGGAAAAACGUAAAAUUGUCCAGUGGCCGAUCUAUCCCCCACGACAAGUCUAAAAAACCUUUCUCCCCCAUUCUCAGGUUAUUUAAACUGUCUGAUUCACACAGCGUUUAGCUGUCUGUGCUCAGUCCUGACACUAAAAACCAAAAACAAGUUUGGAUUCCCCAGACGUCUCUUUUGGUGUUUAUUUUUCGUUUUAUGUUUAUUCCUCCCCCCACCCCCCCAAACAAAGAUUAAAAUUUAAUAUAUGAGAAUAAUUUAAUGACUCUGCUGCCACCAGCAUCACUCUCACUGAGGCUCAGACAACAGAUGCUUAUCAUUUUUCUGCGAGGUUUGUUUCAGAUAUUUGGAAAUCAUCUUGGGUUACUUUCACAUUCAGUGUAGCCAAGUCUCUACUGCUGCUGCUCUUCAUUUAAACAGGUAUAUAUACACACACAGAUAUAUAUGUAUAUAUAUAUAUAUAUAGAAAGAGAGAGAGAGAAAAUCGCACACUUGCCUCUUCUUGCUCAAAAAUGUCUUGUGUGUACAUUUUUGAGGAGGACAUCUGAAUAUGCAAUAGAAACACCAUCAUCAUAGCAUAGCAUAACAUUACAUUACUUCUUGUUUUCCUUCAUUUCUUUCCUAUAUAAGCUAUUUACGUACAGGAGACUGACUUUGAUCUCUGCAGGCCAGCUUUUCAGGAUAUUCAGGAAACAAUAAUCAGUCCACCCAGAUUGCACAAAAAACAACAGCCUGUUAGAUGUUUGACUACAAGGUGACCAAAGCAAGUGCAGACAGGACAAAUGUACAGUUCUUUUUGUUUCUUUUUACUCUAACAUGGAGGCUUUGGUCGGAUUGUGUAAUACUGUGAAUAGGAUAGGAGUCAGUCUAUUUCACACGCAAACUGUUUGUGAAAGUAAUCAACCAGCUUGAAUCUUAAAUAAAAAUAAGAAAAGAGAAAAAAAAUUUGCACUACCCAAAUAUUAUUUGAAAAUCUAUUUUGUAUAAAAACAUAUGCAGACAUUAACUUUUGAGAAUUAUCAAGGGCAGAUCAUCUUUCACUGGUAUAUGCUUUCUCUAAAGAGCUUUUUUUUUUGCUUCCAACCAGUUUAAUAUGUACAUAUAAUCCAUUGUAAAGAAAUAAUGUGGUGUAUUUGUCUCCAAAUAAGAGUUUUUCAGUACCUUCCCCCCCCCCUCCUGUAUUAUUUCCACUCUGUAGUGUGAUCCUGUUGAUAUUUUUCCUCCAUCGAUUAAAGUUCGAAACUUUAA